CGGUUCUUCCUUCAACCGGGAGGCCGUCUUUCGCGUUCGCGCUCCGUACGACUUUACCUUUCCUCUUUCCACUGUGAUUUUAAUCUCUUCCGUUCCUCCCCUCCUCUAUCUACUCUUUCCCCUGUGACCAACAAAAGGGAAGUUCGUAACGUUAAAUCCAAGUUCUGAUUCUGAUUCUAGUUUGCGUUGUGGUAUCACUCAUACUCCUCCAGACUUCUCCUCACCCCCACCCCACGCCAUCCUUCUUUUUUUCUGUUUCCCUUUCUCCUUAUAAUCCAUCGAAAGAACUUUGAUUGGUUUGUUUUGUUUAUUUGAUAUGCUUGGAUGAAAUGAACCUGCAAACGUAUAUCAUUUUGGUUUUCUACUUUGUUUUAGUGGAAAAUUAGGUUUUCCCCUCUUAGAUCCCGUUAGCUUGUCAGAUGUUCUUCUUGUAUGCGUUUGUAUAUUGAUGCAUAUUAAGUCCUUCCACCACCCUCUUCCCGGGGUUUUCUUUUGGGUUUAUUGGUGACUGAUGGAUCAAACGGGGUUUACGAGUUUCGGUUUCCUUUUCUCUCCCCAUCCCCUCCAAUUUUUUCAGGUCAUUUGAUCAAAAUUUGGUCCUGAAUUUGAGGUUUGAAUGUUUGUGCUUGCACAGCAUCUGUUUGGCUCUUCUUUUGAGUGGAAUAGGUUGCAGAUUGGUGCAGUUGUAACUUGUAAGUGCCCGAGCUAUUUUUGAUGGAGCAAGAGUUAAAUCCACUAAGGUUUCAUGUGAAGUUCUAGUGAAUUCUUGAAGAGGGUAUACCUAAAUAAGAAGGUAGAGAUGUAUGGAAGAGCGGGUCUCGACAGAUUUAGGAAAGCUCAGUCAAUAGAGCCAUUCUCUGUAACUCUUAAUUCAUCUCCUAAAACAGCUACGGCCAGCCAACCUGCUGGGAAAACAACUGCUCCGUCUUCGGUUUCAUCCUUCCAGUCUCAGACGUCCCAUCUGCAAAGCCAAUUUCAGCAGCAACACUAUGCUCCUCAAAGACCUGUUGGACUUGGACAGGAAACAACAGUGUCUGCCGUACCAUCACAGCAAGUUACUCAGGUUGGUGGUGGGCAAUCCACAUGGCAGCCUCCCGAUUGGGCAAUAGAACCACGACCUGGUGUUUAUUAUCUUGAGGUUUUGAAGGAUGGAGAAGUUAUUGAUCGGAUUAAUCUGGAUAGAAGGAGGCACAUUUUCGGGAGGCAAUCUCUCAUCUGUGAUUUCGUGCUAGAUCAUCAAUCUGUUUCACGCCAACAUGCAGCAGUUGUCCCGCACAAGAAUGGAAGCAUAUAUGUAAUUGAUUUGGGGUCUGCACAUGGUACAUUUGUUGCAAAUGAGAGAUUGACAAAAGAAAGCCCUGUUGAGCUUGAAGUGGGACAAUCCUUGCGAUUUGCUGCAUCAACAAGAAGCUAUAUUUUGAGAAAGAACAAAGCAGCCCUUUUUCCUCCCCCACCUCUACCCUCAGAAGUCAAUCUACCACCCCCUCCAGAUCCUUCCAAUGAAGAAGCUGUUUUGGCCUAUAACACAGUCCUGAAUCGUUAUGGUCUUGGCAAAACAGACUUGUCUAAAUUUGCCAAGAGUUCAGGAAGCUCUACGGUUGGAACUGAUGAUGGCAAGUCAUUGGAGAGAGCUUCUAAAAGAAUUAGGAAAACAAGGGUGGCUUUCAGAGAUCAAGUUGGAGGAGAGUUGGUUGAAGUUGUUGGGAUUUCUGAUGGGGCAGAUGUUGAAACUGAGCCCGGCCCAGUUGGUGUAAAAGAAGGUAGUCUUGUUGGGAAGUAUGAAUCCCUUGUACAGAUCACUGUUAUACCCAAAGGAAAGGAGCAAGCCUCAUCCAAAGAGGACAAUUUCUCCCCAAGGGGUGUGACUGAUAAAUUACAACAAGUCUUGAACAAAGUCAGAGCUGCUCCAAAGAGUGGUGGAAUUUAUGAUGACCUUUAUGGGGAAUCAUUUUCUGGUAAAGUGGGUUCAUCUUGGGCACAUGCUUCAGGUGGUAGUGGGGAUGGACAAACUGCUAUAUCUAAAGAUACUGGUGGGAAUGGUACAAGUGGAAAGCAGGCUGCAAACCUGGGUUACGAUGAUGAUGAUGAUUUAUUUGGUGAUUCAGUGCACGAUUAAACACCACAAGCUUCUUCUGGGUGGUGUCAUCCUGUUACUGAUUUGAUGAUAUUCGGUUGGAAUCAUAUUACCAAGGGGGACUUCUAUGAGAUUUAAUACCAUCUUCUUGUAGAAUAAAAGAUUAGGAAAGGGAAAUGUGGGGAAAUCUUUGGCGAUACCAGGUACUUAGGAGGUCCAGCAUUGAGCCAUGUUAGCUUGGAUAUUCUUCUAACCCAAAGGGGCAUUAUAAUGGUGGAACCAUUGUCUUGGGUGCAAGAACUCCAGAGCCUCUCUAAGGAGCCAUAUUUUAUGCGUCUCUGAAUAUUAUUUUCUUUGCACAUGGCGUUUUCUUGUUUUUGAAAUGGCAUUUUUACAACAAUAUUCUUCACCCCAAUAUUUUUAAAAUUGAAUCCGGUUAUCCUUGCAAGUCCCCAGCCUUUUUGCAAUUGGAAAAUGGCCUUCUUCUUCCGUUUUGUUUCAUGUAGGUUGUUUUUGUUUUUGUUGUCUGUCAUAAAUCAUCAUUUGCCACUGAAUGGUUGUUGAA
Molecule: messenger RNA, 2639 nt
Organism: Nelumbo nucifera (sacred lotus)
Lineage: Eukaryota; Viridiplantae; Streptophyta; Magnoliopsida; Proteales; Nelumbonaceae
Source: RefSeq, a predicted model, not a curated record